AUGGCCCCGCGCGGAGAUCGACCGCGGCGGAGCUCGAGGGAGGCCCGGCAGCCUGCCCGCCGCCGUCGUCCUGCCCGCCCUCGCGGCGUCGUGACCCUGUUCGCUGCGUGCACCGGCGGCCCCUCCGUCCGCGCGGCUCUGCUCCUCCGCGCCGGCUCCGCGCCCUGCUCCUCCUCCUCCCUUCCGCGCGCGUCGCCGCUGCUCUGCCAUGGACGCCGCCGGCCAGAGCAGGGGGGUAGCAGGGCCCCGGUGCCUGGCGUGAGAGUGCGGGGAGGCGGAGCCGUGCCGUCAGAGCGAGCGGAGGGAGGUAGAGCUAUGGCUGCCGACACGGGUGCGGGGAGGCAGGGCUCCGAUGCCCAGCGCGGGCGCAGUGAGGAGGAGCCGCGGCAGCCGACGCGGGCGCGGGGAGGCAGGGCCUCAGCGCCUGGCGUGAGCGCGAGGAGGCGGGGUUGCGAUGCCCAGCGCCUGCGCAGUGAGGCGGAGCUGCUGCAGCCGGCGCGGGCGUGGGGAGGUGAGGCCGCGGCGCCUGGCGCCAGCGCGGGGAGGUAG
Messenger RNA from Panicum virgatum (switchgrass), 549 nucleotides. RefSeq lists its product as uncharacterized. The coding region runs from base 1 to 549 and encodes 182 amino acids. The record is from RefSeq and is a predicted model, not a curated record. Lineage: Eukaryota; Viridiplantae; Streptophyta; Magnoliopsida; Poales; Poaceae. The transcript has a single exon.